AUGUCAAGAAACCAAGAGGGCAGAGGUGAAUUACUUGCCCUCACACCACAUGGUGAAACAGAUGACACCCUUGAGAAUCUGAGACUUGACCUAAUUGCUGCCCAUCAGACAAAGGACUCUGUCAGGAGCACAAAUGAUAUGAUGGCCAGAACAUACAGCUGGAGAAGACAGGAAGUUAUUACCAAGUCUCCUGGUGUGGCAGAAUUCAAGGAAAGAUGGCCUGCCCUCUUCGAACCAUUCCAGGUAAACGAGGAGUUCCGAAGAUGUACUGCAGUUUCCCUGGAAGCGACGUUUAUGUCACAGCUGGACAAAUACACCCCAAAGCUCCUAGAACUCUUUAGUGCCAAGGGAGGAGCAACUGGUCAACGCAUCAAAAAGUUGUUGAUGGAUCUGAUACAGGACCCAAGUGCCACUACAGUGAAGAAGAGAGAUGUCACUCUGAGAUGCCUCUUUGAGUAUAUGGGAGAGAGUGGACAGGAGCUUAUCUCAGAUUACUGUGUAAGUAUUGUCUCAAAGCAGGUUUGGGGGGCCGCAGAGACCACUGUUCAUGAGGACCUGAAAAUUAAGAACAUGAGCAUCUAUGUCUGCCGUGAGCCAGAUGCAGUAGGAAUCAUCAUUGAGGGAAUACCAGUCCUUACCAAUCUUGGAAACCUGGCCAAAGCAUGCUGCUUCCUGCUUGGGUUGACAUAUGCACUUAAUCUUGAGUAUCCAUCCAAGCUUUCCAAAACAUUUGAGGUGUUUCAAAGACUUUUCGUGGGACUUGACACACUGCGCCCAAAACCAAGCCCCAAGUUCAUGACCCUGAAAAACAAACUCCUUGCCUAG
This is a messenger RNA of Micropterus salmoides (largemouth bass), 825 nucleotides long. RefSeq lists its product as uncharacterized. The transcript is spliced from 4 exons. Lineage: Eukaryota; Metazoa; Chordata; Actinopteri; Centrarchiformes; Centrarchidae. The record is from RefSeq and is a predicted model, not a curated record. The coding region runs from base 1 to 825 and encodes 274 amino acids.